This is a messenger RNA of Malus domestica (apple), 2288 nucleotides long. NCBI's taxonomy places the organism in Eukaryota, Viridiplantae, Streptophyta, Magnoliopsida, Rosales, Rosaceae. The record is from RefSeq and is a predicted model, not a curated record.
AUGCCACAUGUGUUCUCCCGGCUUGGCGCCCUUCUCUUGAAAACAAAACCUUCCUCAGGCUCUUCAAACCCCACCCUCCAAACCCCAACCUCCCUCUCAUCAUCUACUUCCACGGAGGUGGAUGAUCUCUUGCCGAUGAAGAUCCGAGGGCUGAUACUAAACCAGCCUUUUUUCGGUGGGGUCCAUAGGACUGAAUCCGAGAUGAGGUUGAUCAACGAUCGGACAUUUUGCCAGCUGGUCGUUAACGACUUGAUGUGGGCCACGGCUUUGCCAAAGGGAGUCGAUCGGGAUCACGAGUAUUGUAAUCCGACGGCGGGAGUUGGGGAUGGGAGGAUCGAACGGUUGCCGAGGCGUUUGGUUAGAGGGUACGGUGGGGACCCGCUGAUGGAUAGGCAGAAAGAGUUUGUGGCGUUACUUGAGUCACGUGGGGCGCACGUGGUGGCCAAGUUUGACGAGGAGGGGUUUCAUGGCGUGGAGCUCUUCGACCCCAGCAUGGCCCAAGUUCUGUACGACAUUCUUAGGGAUUUUAUCGAGUCGUGCAGUACAUACGACGGUGAUAAUGUUGUCGUUUCAAAAUCGGCCACGUGAAGUAAGGCCAAGAAGCUGACAUGGCUUGUUAGAAAACGCCAUUUUGGUUGCUGUUACUUUUGCUUGCAAGGAGUUUUACUGUUUUAGCCACAUUAAAGCACAUCCAAUGAUUAAAUUAAAAUUAUGGGUAAUGCUACGAGAUCAUGUAUGUAAAUUAUAUUUUGUAAAUUAUAUUAUGUGCUAGUUGAUAAUUAGAUUAUUAAUUAAGUAUUAAUUAACGUGUUUAUUUUUUAUUGAUGACAUAUUACAUAAUUUACACAUUACUUGGUACUCUUAUCUUGCUUAAACUAGACAUCAAACUAAUUUUGUGGUUUCUAAAUUUUGGAUCUAAGGAACUUAUUAAUUUUCCACCUUAUCCUAAUUUAUGGUAAAUCGCUCGAGAAUGCCACCGGUGCCAUUCAAAUGCGUAUGACAUACGAACAUUUUUUGAACCGUUAUUUAGAUUAGCGAAACCUUUUAAGGCAUUGUCUUUGUCACUUGUGAAUAGAAUGUGGUUCCAUUCUGUAAUGAUACUAUGAUAGCAUCGGUGAGGAAUAUAACUCAAUUUUAUGGCAUCUCUAUGACUUCGGGAAAAUGGGAGUAAUUUCAGAUUCUACUGAGAAGCGAGAACCUUCUUUCGUACCCACGAUUACAGUGUGGAAAAAAAUGAUCCAGGCUUAUAUUUAUUUUGUCAAUUGCCUAUGCUUUUGGCAAAAGUUCUAAGAUUUUUUACUGUUAUACACUUUGUUUGUACGAUACUUGACCAAUCCCGAAACUACCAAGCAUCGGUCAACUUUAUACCUUUAAGGAUCCACAGAGGGGUUCAUGCUAAGGCACCCCAGUCGAAGCACAAGAGUUUUCCUCCAACCAGAAGGCCAAUCAUAACACGAUACAUGUCAACGUCAGAAUAAAGCUCAUAGAGUCUCACAUCGACCGCAGACAAAAGCUGAAGACUCUCAUCAACUAUAAAAGAAGACCAUUCUCCUACAUGAAUCCCUAAUAUCAUUAUUGUACUAAAACUAGUCAUUAGAACUCACUAAUGAUGAUUAUGCUUCAAUCUAUGUAUUUUUGUAAACUCUUCACUAUUAAUGAGAACUCAUCUACUUCGUGGACGUAGCCAAACUUAGGGUGAACCACAUACAUCUUGUGUUUGCUUCCUUAUCUCUAUCUCUUUACAUAUUAUCCUCACUAGGUGACCAAGCAACCGAGCGAAGGUCACAAACUUAACACUUUACGUUGUUCCAAAGUCUUCACUGAUUUUAUGCAUCAACAUUUGGCACCGUCUGUGGGAACAACACUUAUUCCUACUAUCCCCAGCUUUGUCAAGCUGGUUUCCAUCGUUUGUACACUCUCCUUUGAUUAGGCAUCAUUUUCCAACAUGGGGAGUGAAGGGAGCCAUAACACGCAGAAUAACAUCCUCUAGUUCCUAGUGUGAGGCGGCGAAGGAAGGAAAGAAAGAAGUUUACUCUUCAAGCCAGGGUCGAAGAGCUAGAGGCUUAGAACAACAAGAUAGCGAUCAUAAAUGAGAUCUUCCAAGAACAAUAUAAAAGCUCUUCGAGAUGCUCUACGAGGCUAAACAGACUCAGUCUUACGAGCUUAUCACCCCUGUGAUUGUGAAUCACCACAUGAGUACCCACUAACACGAGAGUUCACAUAUCUUCAACAUGGGCGUUCUUAAUGAGGAACGAUCUUUUCGCCAUAAUGUCGAUCAAUACGAGACU